Molecule: messenger RNA, 1133 nt
Organism: Bombus huntii
Lineage: Eukaryota; Metazoa; Arthropoda; Insecta; Hymenoptera; Apidae
Gene: gdl
Product: gonadal protein gdl
Exons: 2
Coding region: 341-865 (174 amino acids)
Source: RefSeq, a predicted model, not a curated record
UACAGUAUUCAUCAAUUCUAAAAAUAUGAAAAUGUUUGAAACUCUAUUCUAAAAAUUGUAUUUAAUGGUUUAUGGUCUGGUAUGCAUAAGAUAACAUUUACUGCUCACUGUUUAUUUAUUGUAAACAAGGCUUUAACUCAAUCAAUGUCAAUCAGAAUUUUAAUAUUUUCAAUAAGGCAAAUGAUUUAUUGAUUAUUUAGGUAUCUACUUUAAUUUUAAGUUAUUUUUGAAUUGAUGUUACGAAAAUUUUAUCAGAAUAUUCUUAAUAAAAAGACUUCAGAUAUAAACCUAACCACAUUUGUACUUUCUAACAUAUUUUGUGAUUUUUGAUGAUGAAACAAUGGAUGUAGCUACUCCAACCCCACAAGAUCUUCAGAGAAAACUGUAUUUUUUAGUGGAGCAACUCCAACACAUGGCUGGUGAACUUCCUCCAAAGUAUCAAAUGCGUCUUCCUUAUGAAUUAUUAUCUGGUUUAGCUAAUUCUCUAUUGAAUGAUACAAUAUUUGAAAUUGUUAAGGGAUUAAUGGAGAUACAGCAUGUUACAGAGAAACAUCUUUUUCAACAACGUCUUCAGUUAUUAAAUCAACAGAAAAUCGAAAUGCAAGAAUCAUUAUCAUCAACAUACACAGAUGAAGAAAGAACAACGAUGAAAGUAACAUUAUAUAAAAAACACAAAGAGGAGCUUAAACAAAUGGAUAUGAAAUUAGUUCUACAAUUAGAUCAAAAAGUAGCAGACCAACAAAGUAUUUUAGAAAAAGCUGGUGUACCUGGCUUUUAUGUUACCAACAAUCCAAUAGAAAUACAAGUCCAAAUGAGAUUGUGUGACUUCAUAAUUAGACUGAGUAAAAUGGAGGUUCCAAGUUAAUACAUAACUCAUAAAAUUAUUACUUUCUAAGAAUCAUACUACUUCCUUAAAUGAAAUGUUAAAUUAUAUAAUUUAGUAGACUUAUUUAUUUUCACAAAUUGUACAUUAGUUCAAUUAAUAUAAUGUUUUUUUCUUUGUACAAUAACACUUUUCUAAAAUAGUUACCUUAUAACUAUAUAAGGUUAUAUAAAUAUUUCAAAAAACGAUGUAACUGUAUUGACAGCUUUUCUUAAAAUCAGGAUAUCAGCAAAUACAUAUUUAUAGAAAA